AUGGAUCAUAGUUGGAUGAGAGCUAAUCGAUUAAGUGCUGAGUACGAACAUGGAGUGAUGGAAUUUCUACAAUUUGCUGAAUGUAAUGCUAAAAAAGAUCUUCCUCCUCCUAAAAGUAAUGCUGAAAAAAGUCUUCCUACGCUUUUUCUCUGUCCAUGUGUUCGUUGUGCAAAUCAAGAACCAAAACUUAGUAAGAAAGAAAUCAUGGAUCAUCUAAUUUGUGAAGGGAUUUGUCAAAGUUAUACACAAUGGAUAUGGCACGGUGAAGUAGUAGCAAAGUCAAAUGUGUCCCAAAGAGAUAAUGUUAGUGUAGAAAUGAAUGAUCGUCUGGAAGACAUGAUGCAUGAUAUUGGACAAGAUUCGUUUAAGAGGGCACAUGCGUAUGAUAGUUUAUGCAUUGACAAGGAUACACCUUUGUACCCGGGAUGCACAAAUUUUACACGUUUGCCAGCCGUGUUAAAGUUGUUUAAUCUGAAGGCAAUUAACAGGUGGAAUGACAAAAGUUUUACCGAAUUGUUUGAAUUGUUGACACAAAUGCUUCCAGAAGGUAACAUACUACCAAGUCGUUAUUACGAGGCGAAGAAAAUAUUGUGUCCGAUGGGUUUAGAGUAUGAAAAGAUACAUGCAUGCCCUAAUGAUUGCAUACUAUACAGAAAAGAGUAUGUAAACUAUAACCAUUGUCCGAAGUGUAAGGCGUCACGCUACAAAAAGAGACAUGGUGAAUCUAGUGAUGAUGAGAUCAAAAAGGGUCCUCCCGCAAAAGUGGUAUGGUACCUACCAAUAAUUUCAAGGUUCAAGAAAUUAUUAGCUAAUGCAGAAGAUUCAAAGAAUCUUAGAUGGCAUGCAGAAGAAAGAAAAUGUGAUGGACAAAUUCGCUAUGUAGCUGAUUCUUUGCAAUGGAAGAAAAUAGAUUCUUUGUUUCCAAAUUUUGGUAAAGAGUCGAGAAACCUUAUACUUGGACUUUCUACUGAUGGAAUGAAUCAGUUUGGCCCAAAACAACAAGGAAAUGACAUAGAUGUUUAUCUAAGUCCACUGAUCGAUGAUUUAAAAGUUUUAUGGGAGGAAUGGGUGGAUGUUUUUGAUGCGCAUUCUGGUGAACAGUUCAAUAUGUGUGCCAUGUUGUUUUGCACCAUCAAUGAUUUUCCGGCAUAUGGCAAUUUGUUUGGAUUAUGGAAAGCUUUCAAUGGGGAACAAGAGCAUGGUGUUGCUCCAAAGCCCUUAAUUGGAGAGGAAGUUUAUCAACGACAACAGGGCAUUACCGCUGUCUUUGGAAAGUACCAAAAGCGAUCUAUUGUGAAAAAUAUAUGGAAAAAGUGGUCGGUUUUCUUUGAUCUUCCAUAUUGA
Messenger RNA from Vicia villosa (hairy vetch), 1344 nucleotides. RefSeq lists its product as uncharacterized. Lineage: Eukaryota; Viridiplantae; Streptophyta; Magnoliopsida; Fabales; Fabaceae. The transcript is spliced from 3 exons. The record is from RefSeq and is a predicted model, not a curated record. Bases 1 to 1344 code for a protein of 447 amino acids.